UCUGCAAAUGUGGAGGCCCAGUGUGCAGGUAUCUCAGAGGAUAAUAGCCGUUCGUCGUCAACCAGUCAAGGAUAUGUUUUACCAGAAGGAAAAAUCAUGCCAAACACGGUGUUUGUUGGUGGAAUCGAUAUAAGGAUGAAUGAAGCAGAAAUUCGGAGUUUCUUUGAACGGUAUGGUACUGUGAAAGAGGUGAAAAUAAUCACUGACAGAACUGGUGUUUCCAAAGGGUAUGGAUUUGUAUCUUUCCUGGACAACGUGGAUGUUCAAAAAAUAGUAGAAUCACAAAUCAACUUCCAUGGCAAAAAGCUGAAACUGGGGCCAGCAAUUAGAAAGCAACAAAACCUGUGUUCUUAUGUGCAUCCCAGACCUAUAGUCUUCAAUCCUCCUCCACCACAGUUCCAUAGUGUAUGGAGUAAUCAAAAUACAGAGCCAUACAUGCAGCCUCCAGCUGUAAUGAGCCCAGUGACACAGUAUGUUCAGACGUACCCAUACAGUUCACCAGCUGUAUUGAUACAACAGCAAGUUCCUGUAGCCUAUCAGCCAGCCUUCAACUACCAGGUUCAACCACAAUGGCAUGCUGGGGAGCAAAGAAAUUAUGUUAUGCCUCCGGUUUAUACAUCAGUAAAUUAUCACUGCACUGAGGAUCCAGAGCUUAUACCGACAGAAUGUGCUGUUCCUGAGCCUCUGCAGUUGUCUACUAAUAGUCCACAGAAGAAGUCUGUGGACAGGAGCAUACAGACGGUAGUAUCCUGUCUGUUUAAUCCUGAGAACCGUCUGAGGAACACCUUUGUAUCACAAGAAGACUACUUCAAGGAGAGGAAGGUGCAUCACUUCAGAAAAGGAAGAGCAGUACUCAAAAGUGUUUGAUCAACAAGGACCCUAAAGUAUCUAAAUUCAUUAACUUGAUGGUACUACAGUUCAGUUUAGUGAUAUAUGCAGGAUAACCUUUUUCAA
Apaloderma vittatum (bar-tailed trogon) is the source of this 954-nucleotide messenger RNA. RefSeq names its product deleted in azoospermia-like (gene DAZL). The record is from RefSeq and is a predicted model, not a curated record. The transcript is spliced from 10 exons. Gene Ontology annotation, molecular function: protein binding; mRNA 3'-UTR binding. NCBI's taxonomy places the organism in Eukaryota, Metazoa, Chordata, Aves, Trogoniformes, Trogonidae. The annotation marks the transcript as partial.